This is a messenger RNA of Photinus pyralis (common eastern firefly), 1959 nucleotides long. RefSeq names its product atrial natriuretic peptide-converting enzyme-like. The transcript has 4 exons. The record is from RefSeq and is a predicted model, not a curated record. NCBI's taxonomy places the organism in Eukaryota, Metazoa, Arthropoda, Insecta, Coleoptera, Lampyridae. Gene Ontology annotation, cellular component: plasma membrane. Gene Ontology annotation, molecular function: protein binding. Bases 1017 to 1904 code for a protein of 295 amino acids.
GUAAGACAUAUGAUAAAUUGAACUAAGCGACAUCUGAUAAACAAACGUAGUUGAAUCGAAAUGACGGAUGACUCAAAACGACUACCCUUCUCCUAACGAAGUAAGGUGAUCUAGGACUUACGAUUCUUAACACGCGCACCUUAUACACCAAUGUCGAGCGAGCCGAAGGCGAGUUCGGCAUAGCUAGGGCUCUGACGUAGACCCGCCCCUCUACGGCACACGGCGACAAACGACGUUUACCAAGCACACAUUACACUUUUUCAAUCAUACAUCCAACCUAAUAAAAAACAGCGAUCUUUGCGAAAACGUAGAACUAUUACCAUUAUAUUCCACCCGAAAUAUAACAGUCAAAUCCCUAUUGGUUUUCAGAAGUUAUUUUGUUGCAUAAAAUUAGGCGCCCUUCAGACGAGAUUUUGUCAUUUAAGUAGACAGGAAAAAAAUACACGUAAAUCCGUAUGUCUACUUCUAAAUAAAUAGCACAGUAUAAUGAAAGCUUUUUCUCAAUGCAUUUUUAAAUGUGUUGCUUUAAGGGCGGAAGAUUGGGUAUUUGAAAAUUUAAAAUCGUACUAAGCGUUUCAAUAUUCAACAUUUGAAGAUGACGAGGAAUUUUGAGGCAGUUCAUAAUGAGAGCGCACGACAAAAGUCAGUCGACUGUAUAUCGAUGAUACGCAAAAACUAUUCAAAAGUGUGCCUAAUUAGUGGAAACAGGAAAAAGGGUUCCAAAGGAAGUUAAUAAAACAUCUGCUAUUACAAUUUUGUUACAUUAAGUGGAUUUUGGCUGAUAAAACUAGGGUGAAUUUGCAUAAAUUAGAGGGGACUCGCGUCGUAGGCGUGCUGGAAUCACCUUACCAGAACCGAUAUAAAUAAUAAUUAACGUUUUAGAAUGGGGGAACGCCGAAUUGAGGCACAGGUACACCCCCGUCGUCAUAAAAUUACUCAUAACAUUCGAAACAGGCACAGAAGUUAUUGAACCAACAUGCGGGCCGGUUGUGUUUGUAUCGUCGCCGGUUAGCGAGAUGAUUUUUAGUAACUCCAAUGUGGAAUUGACCAAAGUGCAUUUCUGUGAUAUCGGCGAGGGCGGACGGCGAACGCAGAUAUCCAUCAUUUCCAAGGAUGAGCCCGAUUUCCGCGUCCCGCAGCAUUCGCUCAUUAAAAAGAACAUAUUCGGGCACAGGUGGGUGCUGACAAUUAACGAGGCCGGGAACAAGAAGAGCAAGCACCGACUGAGAAUUGUCUACAUUCUUGUAUUCAUUUGCAUUAUAAUAGCGGUCAGCUUCGGGAUUUUCUUCUCGAUUGAUUUCAGCGUGAAACUUGAACAGACCGAAUUAAUCACUAAUGUCAGUAUCGAUGUGAGUUACGAUCAUUGCACUUGUCGAGCGGACGAGAUCUGUCUGAAGACGGUCGAAGAUCAGAGACCGGAAUGCAAACUCAUCGCAGAUCACAAAGACCCGACCGGUUGCGGGGGUUUGUGUAAGAUCGACCUGGAGUACUGUAAACGAAUUGAUCCCGACCUGGACGUGUUUCAAUGUCGGCCGCUGAUCAACAUCCUCAACUGUACCGAGGGUCUGUUUAAUUGCGGCAAUCGUUGCAUUAUGGCGAGUAUGAGGUGCGAUGGUAUAAUCAACUGUAGCAACCAGGCGGACGAGAGAAAUUGCGAGUGUGAUCCGAGUACACACUUUCACUGUGGAAAUUCGACGAGCUGUCUCGAGUUGAGUAAACGAUGCGAUGGUAAGGCAGACUGCUGGGACAAUUUCGAUGAAAUCAAUUGUCGUAAUGCAGGUUGUCCCAAUCACAAGGUGCCGUGUCACAACGGACAGUGCGUCCGAAAAGAAAAUAUCUGUGAUGGUAUCUACCACUGUAUGGAUAAGUCGGAUGAACUAUCAGGAUGCGAAUUACACAAAUAGCUAUAGAUAAAAUACAAUAUUUAUUUUUAGAAUAACAUUAAUAAAAAUAUAUUUU